Paraglomus brasilianum is the source of this 5892-nucleotide messenger RNA. The record is from the annotation of a GenBank genome assembly. Lineage: Eukaryota; Fungi; Glomeromycota; Glomeromycetes; Paraglomerales; Paraglomeraceae.
AUGAUAAACACACAAUCAAGCAAUAAUGUGAACACUCGCAAUGUAGAACCAUUAGACGUUACGACACUCACAACUUUUGACCUUGAACCGGCUGCUGAGCAAGAUAACGAGACGGUUCUAUCAAAGAUAUUUCAACGCGUAAAAAGUUCAUUUAGUGUUAUAACUCCACCAAUUGCCACCACAUCCUCAACAUUAGUCACUGGAGAACAAAACAAUACUGCCUCUACAACCUCGGCAGAGUCAAAAGGUAUUAAUGCUUCCUUACCUACGUCCUCAAUGCCGGAAAAAGAUAAGGGUUCUGUUCAAGACGCUUCACCUAAUGUUUCGCUAUCGGACGAUGUAACUGUGAGUUCAGAUAGUGCCAAGUUCGAUAACCCCACUGUUCAAGUAACAAUGGCGAAAGAGAAAGAAGAUGCAGCGGCUACAAAAUCUGCUCCAAUUACUACUCCAGAAAGUAGCAAUUCAGUGUCUGAUAGUAAAGUUAUUCGGAGGUUAAGAGGAGAGGGCAUAACCAAAGAUUACUGGAUGGCCGAUGACACUUGUAAAGAAUGUUAUAUCUGCAAAGUCAAUUUUACCACAUGGAGGAGGAAGCAUCAUUGCCGUACUUGCGGCCUGAUAUUCUGCUCCAAGUGUGCAUCUAAUAUAAUAUCCGGUGAGAAAUACGGUCAUGAUGGACAGAUGCGGGUGUGUGACCUCUGUCUGAGUUUAAUGAAGGAACAUGGUGAUUAUGAUGAGAAUGAUAACGGCGACUGCAAGAGGGUUUACUAUGAAAAGUACGACCCCGCUGUCUAUAAGUCAUCUCCUGCUUCCUCCUUACAAGACGGUUUUCAUACAGCACCAUAUACUUCAGCUGAUGCAAAUAAAUCGACAUCGUCAUUGAUGCAUCCUCUGCAAAAUAUCAUCCCACGCGCACCCUCGCCAGAUACCAUCUCGAUCAACGAUGGGUUUAGGAAAAUACUUACCGCUGGAUCAUCCUUGUUCACAACACGUUCGAGAUCGAAUACAGCAUCUGACGAACAAUACAUGGGAUUAGCCCCAUCACUCGAUCCGUUCAGGCGUAAUUUAGCAGAGGAAGAUGAAGUUGUUCCUGCGGUUAAUCCCGAAACGGGUCUCGAUCCAGAAUUAGCGAGUGAUGAGGACAGUGAAGAUCAGUAUGACUCAUGGAAUAACCCUAGUUUAACAAAUUUCCUCACUACGCUUCCGUACGGUUGUGGGGACACGCUCGAGUCGACAACAACAACCCCAGCUGUAUCCGAGUACGCUGGAAGUGACGAUGAAGUAUGGAGCUUCAACACGAGACAAUCCCAAUCCAGACUGCAUCAAAAGAGUUCACGUGAAGACGGUUUUCGCACUCACUUUAGAGAUCGAAGUGCAAGUUCACGACGACGCAGCAUUACAAGUAAUCGACCUGUUCUUCAUGCAAGGAGAGGUCUAAAGCGACAAAUCAAUAGCAAUGUGGGACAGCAGAUAGAUGCACAACUCGGUUCAUCCCCUAUAGAACCAAGAUCUGUUUCACCCUUUCCAAUAAAGCAUCAUCGGUCUUCAUCUGCUCCCGUAAAAGUAGAAAUUAAUCCCGUCUUUCUUCAACAUAUGAGCAGAUUAUUGCGACAGUCACUGAUAGAAGCUAAAAUAGACUUGUCAGAGGGUUGGGAAGACGUCAUAAUGAAGCUAAUGUUAAAAGUAUCCGAUUAUAUAAGCACGGAUAUUCGAAAUGGCGAUGAAAUUGACAUUCGCCACUACGUAAAGACAAAGAGGAUACCAGGAGGCACACCACAAGAUUCAGAGUAUGUUCAGGGUGUAGUCUGCACCAAGAAUGUUGCUCACAAGAAAAUGCCACGACGACUCGUCAACCCUCAAAUCCUUAUUCUCACGUUUGCACUGGAAUAUCAUAGAGUAGAGGAUGAGUUUAUGUCUCUGGAGCCUGUUAUUCAACAGGAAGAAGAAUAUCUACAAAACCUGGUUCAACGCAUUGUCGAUUUAGGUCCCGACUUGAUAUUAGUUGAAAAGUCCGUCGCCCGGAAGGCAUUACAAUUUCUCUUGGAUAGAAAAGUUACCGUUGUCAUCAAUGUUAAACCAACAGUAAUCGAAGCCGUAGCCAGAUGUACGCGUGCUUGUAUUAUUUCAUCAAUCGACCAGCUCGCUCAGCUUGCUUCGGAACCACGGGUAACUAAAUGUGGAGAGUUCUCUGUUAGAACUUAUGUACAUGAACUGCUGCCUGGCCAUCGAAAAACAUAUCUCGUUUUCGACAAGUGUCCAAAGGAACUCGGAUGUACUCUUAUUCUCAGAGGAGAAGAUAUCAAAAAGCUCGAGAAAAUCAAAUUAAUUACGUAUCUGAUGACGCACGUUGCUUAUAAUUUGAAAUUAGAGACUGCUUUGAUGACAAAUCAAAAUGCACGAGUUCCCUCAAUGUUUGUGGAUGAUGGAGAUGAGAAAGAUGCAGACAAGACAAACGCGGCUAACAGCGAUGCCGAGAAAUCGGAAACAACUGACAAACGUUUAGUUACAUUUGAAUCUACGUUAUUUUCCGCAUCACCAUUUGUCAAAUUCCCUCUCCCAUACCUAUUAAUAAGGGUGAGACAGGCGGAACGCAAAUUAACGGAACUAUCGGCAGCACGCAACCAAACAUUCAAGGAUAGCGAAAAGCAACACUAUUCCACGAUAGGAAGUACUAGCAGCAUGCAUUCUGGUAUAUCGUAUUUACCAGAGCAAGUAAUCACUGAGAACGAACUAAAAGACGCCUGCAAUGAAAAUAACCUGAGAACAAGGGCAUGGAGUCGUUUCUUAAAUAGUUACGAACAUGUUACUCCUUUUUCCCAUCAGAAUAUUGUUGUCUUGUAUUCAAACGUCUGCAAUGUCACCCAGCUGUCAUGUCAAGGGCCACUAAUUCGUGUUCUCGAGUACUACCGCGAGACGGAUAUAACGCUAGGUCAGUAUCUCGAAGAAACUUACACCGAAGCCAGUAUUCUAUGUCCAGUAAAGUCCUGCGAUCGACCACUGCUUCUGCAUCACAGAAACUACUGUCACGGAUUUGCAAAGAUUACCGUCAGCGUCAUUGAUGAAUGCCCUAUUCGCGAUAUUGAGAAUACUAUUAUGAUGUGGAACUAUUGCAAAAAAUGCAAAAGAGCAACCCAAGCCAUUCCAAUGUCAGAUGAUACUUGGAAAUAUUCGUUCGGAAAAUAUCUCGAGCUUUCAUUCUAUCAAACAGAGCUCAGAAGCCGUGUUGAAGGAUGUCCUCAUAGCAUAUACCGUGACCAUCGGCGCUUCUUUGGUUUCAAUAACCUUACUGUCUGUUUUGAAUAUCAUUCAAUCGAUCUUAUGGAAAUAUAUUCGCCACCCAUGACUUUAUAUAUCAAACCGGAAGUUCAUAUUCGAUUAAAGAAACGAGAUGUAGAUACUAUUCGGCAGAAGAUCAUCGGAUACUGGGAUUCUGUUUCAGAUAGAAUUAAAAACUUUAACGAGGAUGCCGUUCAAAAAGAAAAACUCGAAGCAUGCAAACAGGAACUUUUAGAGAUGUUGCGACGGGUUGCAACCGAAAAAAAGUAUAUGCUUCACUUGCUGCAGCAGACAUAUAAGAACAGUGGGCCAACCGAUAUUCUUGCACUUAAUUUUGUAUUAACUACUUUACAGGAGAAAGUAGUAGCUUGGGAACAGAACUUUAGUGAAAUUGUCCGGCAAUAUCUACGUCCACGAUUAACAGCAGUUCAGCUUAGACGUUUUCUCGGUGAGGAUAAAUAUAACAUGGCUCCGGAGCAGGGCUCCUCUGUAUCGCGGUUCUAUGACUUACCUCUCGUCAAUAUGGACUAUGACGAUGAUCCAAGUAUCAAAUCAGAUGAACAACCCGUUCCAUCGAUUCUGCCGAAACUAGGAACUUCACCUAAUUCAGAACAUGAAUGGAAAGAUGGCGAUAUUCGAAAUGAUGACGAAAUAGAGAGUUUAGAGAUUGAUAUGGAGAAAGCUCAUUCGCAGUCAGUUUUUAUGGACCCGAAGAUAAGUCGACGAUUGUCGAUGAAAUGGAUGAAGGCGGAACGCCCAAGCAGACUACAGAGACCACCGUCAGAGGCAUUAUUUUCUCCAAUAAUGAACAAAGGCAACCCAUUCCAACAAGAGUCUGAAGAUAUUGUCCCUCCUCGCAUAGAGCCUACUACCAUUAAACACAAAAAUAAGCCUAGUGAACUGAAAGACCCAGCGACGGAUAGUUACGGCUCUCGGCAUCGAGCGUCCUCCGGUUUUGCUCGCGCUUUGCAGGGGUCAAAUUCUUCCAAUUUUUCAUCUUCAUCGCGCCCAAGUCGCCUGCAUUUUGUAUUCGAGAAGAAGGAAAUCGACGAGAAACAACCCGAACAAGGCUCUAGAAAACACAAGCAAAAGGCGGCGAAUAAUAGCGAUAACGAGAAGCAUUCAUCUCGUCUGGGAGGCAAGUCUGCUCGAACAGAUCUUGCGAAUACUGAUGAGCCAGCCCGUCGUUCGUUGGUACAAAAAAUAGAAAAUAAAGGUCGUAAGCUCUUUAGAAAAGGUACUGAAGAAUUUUAUUCCGUGCUCAGGCAAGUACCGACAGACGAAUUAUAUAUCGAUUAUUCGGCGUCAACAUUUUUGGGACAAGAUUACGACGACGCACCUGCGCCCGAGUUCGAACGAGCAGCAGCAGAUGGAGGAUCUGCACAACCAAGGGUCGCAUUCGUGAGAUCAUUGGCAAACUUGUUGGCUGAUCGUGGUGCAAAUGCUCUGAAGCCUUUGGACUAUCCGUUACAAUCUACAGAACAUGUGUUCCCUGAUUCGAAAGUUAUUGUUAGAGAAGAUGAACCCAGUUCCAUCAUAGCAUUCACGCUGAGCUCCAAAGAUUAUCUCGAAAAAUUACAUUCUGUGCAGAAAACUCAGCCAUCUACGACAUCCUCGGAGAGAUUUAUGCCUGGCGACGAACUUAAAAGCGGUUCACAGGGUUCGGAUUGGGGAAUAUUGGAUGUUGAUGCUGGGGAUGCAUUGCUAAGGGAGACGGGAUCACAUAUAAAAUAUCAAGUGCAAGAGGGAUCUACAAAAUUAUUAUGUAAAAUAUUUUUCGCUGAACAGUUUGAUGCUCUGCGGCGUAAUUGUGAAUGCGACGAGACGUAUGUCCAAUCACUUGCACGUUGUGUCAAGUGGGAUUCUUCUGGUGGUAAAUCCGGAUCAGCAUUUUUGAAAACAAGAGAUGAUCGGCUAGUGAUGAAACAAAUGUCGCGUCUGGAAUUCGAUGCUUUCCUGAAAUUUGCACCAACAUAUUUCAACUACAUGCACAAAGCAUUCUAUCAAGAGCUUCCGACAGUUCUGGCCAAAAUAUUUGGAUUCUAUCGUAUUGGGUACAAAAACGAACAUUUAGGAAAAUCUAUCAAGAUCGAUGUGAUUGUCAUGGAGAAUCUUUUCUAUGAGCGAAAGAUAUCAAAGAUUUUUGAUUUGAAAGGGUCAAUGAGGAAUCGUCAUGUACAAAGUACCGGGAAAGAGAACGAAGUAUUAUUAGAUGAAAACUUACUUGAACUGUUGAACGACCAACCAUUGUUUCUUCACGAACAUUCAAAGGCAGCGUUAUACGUCUCGCUGUGGAACGAUACACUCUUCUUGUCACAACAGAACGUGAUGGACUAUUCGUUACUGGUUGGAAUUGAUGAAGAGAAUCAGGAGCUUGUAGUGGGCAUAGUUGAUUUCAUUCGUCAAUUUACCUGGGAUAAAAGACUAGAAAGUUGGGUGAAGGAGACUGGGUUCCUCGGGGGAGGUGGUAAGGAGCCCACAAUUGUUUCGCCUCGUCAAUACAAGCGUCGGUUCCGAGAAGCUAUGGACAGAUACUUCUUGAUGGUACCUGACGUAUGGUUUACGUUUAAAGAUUAUCGUAAGAAUCGAUCAAGGGGAAUCGAGAGAGCUAGUGAGUAG